AUGUUCACGCCACGCCAUGCACAAGACCAAUACCGGCUGCGCAUGCACCGCGCGCGGUCCGUUGACCUGACCAACGACGAACUGGUCGAAGUGCGCGCCGCCCAACGGACCUUUGAAGGCGCCUACAUCCGCACCUCCCUCUCACAGUUCUCCUUUGCCCUCGUGGUCCUCAAGAUCUUCACCUCGGAAUUCUACUCCAUCGGCGCCCUGUUCGCCGUCUACGGCGCCGGCGUCCUGCUCGUGAGUGCCUACCGCCGACAGCAGGGUAAUAAACAGUUCUUCAAUGAGUUGGGCGAUGAUGGCUUGGGGAGGAAGCGGUUUCGGACCAGUGGCAAUGUGGUCGUCGUGCUCACGGCUUUGAGUAUUGCGGCCUAUAUCAGUUUGCUGGUUUUGACGCUGAAGUUGGAGACUUGA
Messenger RNA from Exophiala bonariae, 414 nucleotides. RefSeq lists its product as uncharacterized. Lineage: Eukaryota; Fungi; Ascomycota; Eurotiomycetes; Chaetothyriales; Herpotrichiellaceae. Bases 1 to 414 code for a protein of 137 amino acids. The transcript is spliced from 2 exons. The record is from RefSeq and is a predicted model, not a curated record.